Messenger RNA from Geodia barretti, 521 nucleotides. NCBI's taxonomy places the organism in Eukaryota, Metazoa, Porifera, Demospongiae, Tetractinellida, Geodiidae. The record is from the annotation of a GenBank genome assembly.
AAAACCAGAGAGACUUGGAAAAGAAAGGGCUACAGCUAUCGGGUGAACUACCGCCGGCAGACGUAAAGGCAAACCUUCUUGAGAAAUUCUCCGAUGCCUCUUCCAAGCAAGGCAGAGGUCAACAAAGGAAAAUAAGCAGAAAGAUGAAGGACAAGAUUCUUCUUCAUCUCCUGGUGUUGACACUCAUUCUGGAUGACUUCAGUGUCGACUGCUCCGUUCUGCAGCAGGAUCUGAAACUUACCACAAAGAAGUUAAUGGAGAACUUUAAGUCCCUCGGUUGCCGAGUGUCCAAGUUGGGAGUGAAGAGAAAGUCUGGUGUCGAGGAUGAUACUACAGUUGAUACACACUCCUGCUCAGCUGUCCUCAGAAUCCCUCUUGAGUUCCCCAGACCAAGGAAGGGACGCAAGAAUAAAUAAUAAAGUCAGAGCCUUUGCGAAACUGUGGUGCUCUCUGGAGGUUGUGUUAUUAUGUUGACUUGUUUUGUUAGCAAAGUGUAAGCAAAAGAGAAGCAGAUUUUUUAC